AUGACGGCUAAUAUGACGGGCAAGAAAGUCAACGUCUUGGUUUACUCCGGAAAUGGCACCACCGUUGAUUCCGUCCGUCACUGCCUCUACACCCUCCGCCGACUUCUAGCCCCUCACUAUGCUGUGAUCCCGGUCACGGGCGACAUGCUAAUCAAAGAACCAUGGACCCUCACAUGCGCUAUGCUGGUCAUGCCAGGUGGAGGAGACCUGGGGUAUUGCCGGACACUCAAUGGCGCAGGGAACCGACGGAUCGAGCAGUUUGUUCGCAGAGGAGGGGCAUACCUGGGCUUCUGUGCGGGGGGCUACUAUGGCUGCAAACGGUGUGAAUUCGAGAUGGGUGAUAAGACAAUGCAGGUUAUCGGGGAGCGCGAAUUGGCCUUUUACCCCGGAAUCUGUCGUGGAGGGGCUUUUCCUGGGUUCGUUUACCAUAGUGAGGCCGGAGCGCGGGCCGCUGAAUUGAAGGUCUCGAAAGAGUCGUUGGCGACGGGGACGGUGCCUGAGGUCUUUCGGUCAUAUUACAACGGCGGAGGGGUGUUUGUCGAUGCGCCAAAGUACGCUGAUAGAGGGGUGGAAGUGCUCGCGAGCUUCACGGAGGAGCUCAAUGUUGACCCUGGCGACGAAGCGGCCGCUGUGGUUUACUGCAAAAUUGGCGACGGGGCGGCGGUAUUGACAGGGCCGCAUCCAGAAUUCGCCGCCGCGAACCUCGAUCGGAACGCUGCCGGACCAGAGUAUACUAAGGUGGUGGACGCCCUGGCCGCGGAUGACAAGUCGCGGACAGACUUCCUGAAGGCAUGCCUGUCUAAGUUGGGGUUGCAGGUUACGGAUGAGACCACCACAGUCCCAUCCCUCUCGUCGUUACAUCUGUCGGCGCUGGACCCGGAAGACACGUCCAAGAUCAUAUCAUCGCUGCAGGAUGGUAUUACCAAAGAAGGAGAUGAGGAGUACUUCAAAGAUUCAAAUGAUACGUUCCGUUUGGAGAAAUCUGGAGUGUGGAACAUGGGUAAUCUGGAAGAGUCUCUUCCAGCAGAGUCGGAGAGUCAAAAUACAAGCCAAGGCAUUGUGGACUACAAUGCGGUUCUCAAACGCCUUGUCAUUCACGGCGAACUGCCGUCCACAAAGGUUACACCAUAUUUCAAUCACUAUGCCUUCUACUCCAAUCUUCGCCACUACCAGUCCAAUAUGAAGGAGGGAGCAGCCGAGUUUGGUUCGAAUUUGAUGUACGCGGAGGUUAUUACCAGUACCAAUACCAUACUGGAGAAAAACCCCCAACUUCUCCGGAGUCUACCGAAUGGAUUCACUGCGACAGCAACCACUCAAGUCGCCGGUAGAGGCCGUGGUUCAAACGUCUGGGUUUCCCCAGCGGGUGCUCUUAUUUUCUCAACUGUUCUGCGUCAUCCGGUCGAGAAGAUUCAAUCGUCCCCGAUAGUAUUCAUUCAAUACCUGGCUGCCAUGGCAGUUGUAAAGGGAAUCAAGAGUUACGACCAAGGCUACGAGGAAUUACCCGUGAAAAUGAAGUGGCCCAACGACGUCUACGCCCUGGACCCAGACAAGCCCGAAAAACAACAAUAUGCCAAGAUCUGCGGAAUUCUAGUAAACUCACAUUUCUCGGCCAAUGAAUACGUCUCCGUGGUCGGUAUCGGCAUCAACGCCACAAAUUCCUCACCAACAACAUCUCUCAACGCACUUGUCGCCAAGUUCCUCCCUAAAAACGCCGCUCCGAUCACGCUAGAAAAACUCCUCGCGCGAAUCGUCACCACGUACGAAGAGUUGUAUGCGCGAUUCCUCCGGACCGGCUUCGAUAAGACCUUCGAAGAGAUGUACUACGACGACUGGCUACACAUGCACCAGGUGGUAACUCUCGAGGAAGAGGGUGGUGCGAAGGCGCGGAUCAAGGGCAUUACAAGGGAUUAUGGGUUGUUGUUGGCGGAGGAGCUUGGGUGGAAUGAUCGGCCGACGGGGCGGGUGUGGCAGUUGCAGAGUGAUAGUAAUAGCUUCGACUUCUUUAGGGGGCUGCUGAAGCGGAAGGUGUAG
Aspergillus ruber CBS 135680 is the source of this 2031-nucleotide messenger RNA. Its product is annotated as biotin--[acetyl-CoA-carboxylase] ligase BPL1. The record is from RefSeq and is a predicted model, not a curated record. Gene Ontology annotation, cellular component: cytoplasm. Gene Ontology annotation, molecular function: biotin--[biotin carboxyl-carrier protein] ligase activity. The transcript is spliced from 4 exons. NCBI's taxonomy places the organism in Eukaryota, Fungi, Ascomycota, Eurotiomycetes, Eurotiales, Aspergillaceae. Bases 1 to 2031 code for a protein of 676 amino acids. Gene Ontology annotation, biological process: protein modification process.